Messenger RNA from Polychytrium aggregatum, 1198 nucleotides. RefSeq names its product heme peroxidase. Gene Ontology annotation, biological process: response to reactive oxygen species; cellular response to oxidative stress; hydrogen peroxide catabolic process. Gene Ontology annotation, molecular function: peroxidase activity; heme binding. NCBI's taxonomy places the organism in Eukaryota, Fungi, Chytridiomycota, Chytridiomycetes, Polychytriales. The record is from RefSeq and is a predicted model, not a curated record. The transcript is spliced from 7 exons. The coding region runs from base 139 to 978 and encodes 279 amino acids.
GGUGGGAACGCCUGCGGCUGGUUCGGACAAAUCGGCAGCAUAAAAGCACGGGCGAGCAAUUUUUGCCACCAAGCACCUCGUCCCUGCUGCCCAUCCCCUCUCAUCUACCAACCAGCUCCUCUGCCAAACUCCGUGUCCAUGGAUCGCUACGAGCCAGUGCGACAGUCAAUUGCUGACAUCAUUCCGGCCGACUGGGACGACGGCUCGCUGGGCCCGCUGCUGGUGCGUCUCGCAUGGCAUGCCUCUGGCACAUACGACCGCAAGACCGGCCGGGGCGGCAGUAAUGGCGCCACCAUGCGGUUUGAGCCCGAGUCCACCGACGAAGCAAACAAUGGCCUGGACUGGGCCAGAGAGUACCUUGAGCCUGUGAAGGAUAAGCACCCCUGGAUCAGCUAUGCCGAUUUGUGGACGCUGGCCGGGGUUGUCGCAAUCCGAGCCAUGGGUGGUCCGGAGGUGCCUUGGCGUCCAGGACGCCGUGACGUGGAUGCCUCUCAAGUUCAGGAAAUCGAUGUCCCCAAGCCGGGCCUGCUCCCUGACGCUGCACAAGGGAGCGAGCACCUGCGCCAGGUCUUUUACCGUAUGGGCUUCAGCGACCGCGAGAUCGUUGCCCUGUCGGGAGCGCAUACACUUGGAAGAUGCCAUCCCUGCCGCACAGGCUACACAGGAGUGUGGACCUCCCAGCCAACCCGCUUUACGAACCAGUACUUUGUCCUGCUGUCGACUGUCCAGUGGACACGCAAGCAGUGGGACGGGCUCGAGCAGUAUCAGGACCCCGAGGAUCGAUUCAUGAUGCUCCCAACGGAUAUGGCGCUGAUUCACGACCCGCAGUUUGCCGUCUUCGUGCGCAUGUAUGCCGACGACCAAGCGCUGUUCUUCCGAGAUUUUGCGGCAGCGUACGGCAAGCUGCUUGAGCUGGGGGUGCCAUUUGGAUGCCCAGCACACGGCGGUGCUCGCGAACAGAACCCGAUCGAGCCUUAGUGAUCUUAGUGCCAUGGAGUUGAAAGCUGUGUCGAACCGUCGGGGUGUUGCUGCGUGCUCUACUGGAUCAGUUGGAUCGAUGGGCUGCUUCGUACUCGUACUCGUACUGAUACUGAUACUCGACAGAGACAGCCUUGUGCCGGAGGAGGGGACGAGAACAUGUCUGUGCAGUUGUUCCAGUAAAACAGUGAGACAGAGUCCAUUUUCUCUGGUAUCAGAG